CUGGUUGAAGUUAUACACGUGCCGCGGCCAACGACUAAGCAAGAUGGAGAUUUCCGAGUUUCCUAGGUCCGACUAGUGUGUGAACGCAGCAAUAACCACGGAUCGGGGAAUUUUAACGUAGUCUACUGUCAACCUCAACAAGGGGAAAUUGGAUGUUGGACAUGAAGUUAGCUAGUUAAUGUCAAAUUGAUUAAUUUGUAAGUUGAGUGAAAUGUCUUUGCUAAAAUUUUAACCAGACUGGUUCGGCGUAUUUCAUAAUCAUCAGCUAGCUAACUAGCUAGUUGCUAAUGCUAGCUAGUUAGCAACCUCUACCGAGUACGGAAACAUCAGAUAGACUCUGGGACAGGUUGUUGACAGAGCUAAGGUGUGGUGAAAAACAGUGUCAAGCCUAUUAGGCCUAACUUCACAAGUCUUGUGUGUGAGACACCUCCAACAUUAACAUUCCAAUGCCUCUGCUGUUCCUGGAGAGGUUUCCCUGGCCCAGUCUGCAGACCUACACAGCGCUGAGUGUGGCUCUGCUGGCUGGAAGCAUCUUCAGCGCCUACACUACUGUGACAGAACAGGGGUUCGGGGUUCCAGACAUGGACGAGCCUCCACCACCUGCACCCUUAGUAGGGGAUAAUAGAGGCGGCCUAGGCCUAGAACAUGUGACUAGCGAUGAUGUUGUGGGUGCAGAAACAGAAUUGGCGACCACUGUUAUGUGGUACCUGGUCACCGACAGUCUCUUUGUAUGGGUGUUGGUGAAUACAGCUUGCUGUUCUCUGAUGUUAAUUGCUAAGAUGAUCCAGUGCAUGGUUUUUGGGCCCCUUCGAGUCAGUGAGAAGCAGCACCUUAAGGACAAGUUCUGGAACUUCAUCUUCUAUAAGUUCAUCUUUAUCUUCGGGGUGCUGAACGUUCAGAUGGUGGAGGAGGUGGUCAUGUGGUGUCUGUGGUUCUCUGCCCUGGUCUUCCUCCACCUCAUGGUCCAGCUGUGCAAGGACCGCUUUGAAUAUCUGUCCUUCUCUCCCACUACUUCUAUGAACAGCCAUGUGCGUGUCCUUACCCUACUGGUGUCCCUGCUGCUGGGCUGCUGUGGUCUGGCUGUGGUCUGUGGUCUGCUGGGCGCUGCCUAUGGCAUGCACACCCUCUCCUUCAUGGCUGCCGAGUGUCUGCUGGUUACUGUGCGGUCUGGACAUGUCAUCAUGAGGUACACCAUUCACCUGUGGGAUCUGAACCACCCAGGCACCUGGGAGAGUAAGGGUUCCUACGUCUACUACACUGACUUCAUCAUGGAGCUGUCUAUGCUGUCCCUGGACCUUAUGCACCACAUUCACAUGCUGCUCUUUGGUAAUAUCUGGCUGUCCAUGGCCAGUCUGGUGAUCUUCAUGCAGCUGAGGUAUCUGUUCCAUGAGGUGCAGCGCCGCAUCCGACGCCACAAGAACUACCUCCGUGUCAUCAACAACAUGGAGGCCAGGUUUGCAGUGGCCACAGCCGAGGAGCUGGUAGCCAACAGCGAUGACUGUGCCAUCUGCUGGGACACCAUGCAGACAGCACGUAAACUGCCCUGCGGACACCUCUUCCACAAUUCCUGCCUGCGGUCGUGGCUGGAGCAGGACACGUCGUGUCCAACAUGCAGGAUGUCCCUGAACAUCAGUGGUGAUGGAGGCCCGGCCAGAGGCCAGCAGCAGGGGGCUGGCCUCCCACUGGAGAACAACCUGGGCCCUGGGGGCCCCGCUGCAGACGCCAGACCACACCUCAACCAACACAAUCACUUCUUCCACUUUGAUGGCUCCCGCAUCGCCAGCUGGCUGCCUAGUUUCUCAGUAGAGGUGAUGCACACAACUAACAUCCUGGCUAUCGCUCAGCAGGCCAACAACUCUCAGCUCAACACCAUGGCCCAUCAGAUCCAGGAGAUGUUUCCUCAGGUUCCCUACCACUUGGUGCUGCAGGACCUGCAGUUGACCCGCUCUGUGGAGGUCACCACCGACAACAUCCUGGAGGGACGCAUCGUGGUGCCCUUCCCUGCCCUGGCGGCUGAGCGUUCCCCCGUGCAGGUGAACCCAGCCCCAGAGGAGGGGGCAGGAGCCAGUGGGGGGGUGGAUACUGCUCCCAGAGAGCUGAACAGCCUGGAGGUCAGAGGGAGCCGUUUCUCCAAGUCUGCAGAGGAGAGACAGAAGAUGCUGCUACAGAGGAAGGAUGAGCUGCUGCAACAGGCACGCAGGAGAUACUUGAGAAAGAGCCCAGAGGACGAGGAGGACCUGCCCACUCUGGAGGAAGACGCCCCUGUCUCAGACGUGACCAUGCUGAGACGCAGGACCAUGGCAGCAGCUGCAGAGAGACGCAUGCAGAGCCAACCAGACCCUGCUCCCUGAGACUAUACUGGACUGUAAACUCCCACUUGGACAGUCUCGCCUCGAACCCACACCUAAUGCCCUUGGAGUGUCCACCAAACUCCUCACGUCCCACCUAAGAGGCACCUCCAACGAAAGAGCUCUUUACAUUAUAUGAUCAAUGGAAUUACCUAAAUAAAAACAUUACAUUACAAAGUGUUACAAGAAGCAUGGGCUUUGGCUGCACAUGGCACAGGGGCUCUGCUGUUUUAGGCUACCCUAGUGAGAUAUGAGAACUGGGCCUUGGGAAUGGUACCAGCCUCCUCUGAACUUUCACCAGGCACCAGAGGCUCAAUUGGACAUGGAUCACCAGCGUUUUAAAGGAGUGGUGGGUGUCUGUCUGUCUGAGUUUCUGAAGUGCACACCUGUCAUCACAUAGCUCUAGCCCCCCAGCUUCACUAGACUUACCUGCCAUUCUCUUUACUGGCCAUGAUGGGGAAGGAACGAGCAUGGCGUCACAGUCCGAGGAUGCUGCUGAGGUUAGUUAGGGUUUGUUAAGGUGCUGUUUCUACAUACAGCUCAUAGUGUAAUGGAGUGGGACAUAGUUUGUAUUGGUUUUAUUCAACAACAAAAAUAUUUGUGUUAUAAUGAGCUAUUGAUAUCAUGGGUUGGGUUGAUAACAUACUGAUGUUAUUUUAUAAGAAUGGAGUGAAAACUGUGAAUUAAGAGUAGGUUUAAUAGAUUAAAACAUUGUGAAGCUUUUUUAAAAUUGUAAUUAAGAGAAUGUCACUUAAUGUCACUCAUCGAAAUAUGAAUGUACUUUAUCCACAAUGCUGCAGAGAGAGAGAGUAGAAGAGUUUAAAUUCUGGGCGUUGUGGAGACCUGGUUGUUAAUAAUGUGUUAAAUGUCACAUAUCCACCCAAGAAAGAACACUAUCUAAAUAGGAAGAUGUAAUAUUUUUGUCUCCUGACAGACAGUAAAACUCUCACCAGUACAGAGUUAUAGAGUGGCUCCCUGACCUCUAGGUCAACCAGUGGUUUCUAUCUGCAGUCUGUAUACCUCUAACACUUCCCAAAACAUACCUACACUGUAUUAAACAUCCAUUGAUAGAGGUACAGAAGACUGUAUGGGCUCAGAGGAGUUGGGUUGAGGUUUGAAUACUGAUGAACCUAUCUGAUUCACUCACUCACACUCCAUUCCUACACUCCAUGUACUGGUAGGUUCAUUCUUGCAGACGAUAUGUAGGCCUGUGUUGGAUUCUUGCAGACGAUAUGUAGGCCUAUGUGUUGGAUUCUUGCAGACGAUAUGUAGGCCUAUGUGUUGGAUUCUUGCAGACGAUAUGUAGGCCUAUGUGUUGGAUUCUUGCAGACGAUAUUUAGACCUAUGUGUUGGAUUCUUGCAGACGAUAUGUAGGCCUAUGUGUUGGAUGUCUUUGAUAACUUGAGGCUUUUUAAAGUUGAGUGGUAGAUAUGCAUGAAUCACAAUGGAAUGCUUUAGUUUACUUUUACCCCAAAGAACAUUGAUCCCAUGAACUUCCACAUGAUGCAGAUUUCUUUCUUUGAGAUGUGCAUAUUUUUGUGUCUCUUUCAGCUUGUUUCAUCUGUGGGAUUGUAAGAAGUUUCUACUAACUGUUUCAGAGAUGCACCUCUUGUUAAAAACAAAAUACACUAGUCAGUUUUUCAUUGUUUAAAGCUAUUGAUCAACUCAUAUUUUCAUAUCCAUGUCAUAUUUUUAUAUUCAUAAGGGGUUAUUUUUUAACCAUUGUAUAUUUAAUCUUAAUCAAAAACAUGAAUUAAUCUUUCGGACUGAGCUUUCCUCAUAUUUUGUGCCUAAAUCAAGAAUAUAUGGUUUGAUUGUGUAAAUAAUGUAGUUUUUGUAAGAACUGCUCAAGUAACAUGAACAAAUGAUCAAUAAUAAACAUAUCUUCUCUACAACCAAA
Messenger RNA from Oncorhynchus nerka (sockeye salmon), 4248 nucleotides. Its product is annotated as E3 ubiquitin-protein ligase AMFR-like. Gene Ontology annotation, molecular function: ubiquitin protein ligase activity; ubiquitin binding. NCBI's taxonomy places the organism in Eukaryota, Metazoa, Chordata, Actinopteri, Salmoniformes, Salmonidae. The transcript has 14 exons. The coding region runs from base 447 to 2351 and encodes 634 amino acids. Gene Ontology annotation, cellular component: ubiquitin ligase complex; cytosol; endoplasmic reticulum. The record is from RefSeq and is a predicted model, not a curated record. Gene Ontology annotation, biological process: ubiquitin-dependent protein catabolic process; endoplasmic reticulum unfolded protein response; protein K48-linked ubiquitination.